Molecule: messenger RNA, 2069 nt
Organism: Paramacrobiotus metropolitanus
Lineage: Eukaryota; Metazoa; Tardigrada; Eutardigrada; Parachela; Macrobiotidae
Product: mediator of RNA polymerase II transcription subunit 17-like
Exons: 10
Coding region: 514-1617 (367 amino acids)
Source: RefSeq, a predicted model, not a curated record
UCCACGAGGAUUAUCAAUUUCUGGGUCGAUUAGAGGGGUCUCUGCAAUCCCAAACUUUACAUUCACUGAAGAAUUACAGUAAUGCAGUGCAUACCGACGGUCCAUUUCGUAUUGCGCGCUCCUCCUGGCUGCAGCCGAUAUUGAGCGGUUAUCAUGCAACUGUUUGGCAAUCCAAAAUCCGCCGAUCCCACAGGCUGGCAGCAGGAAGAGCCCGGCACCCCAAAACUCCACCCAACCACUGCGAAUUGCAUGUGGAAGUUUCCAAAUUGUUUAGCGAAGCGUUAAGGUGGCAUAGUUUCCGACAAGAUAUACAUAAUACCACGUACCACAUGACCCGAGGUAGUGAACAGUAAAGCCAACCAAGACGGCGGCUCCGAGCAAAAACAGAGCUCCAACAACAACAGCGCCAAUAACAAGAUUCGAGCGGGUUCCAUCUGGGAUGGCCAUAUGCAGUAACUUAAUUCGAAGCGAAUCUCGUUGCAAUACAACCAAAAAGGAUGCCAAAAUUUCAAAAUGAGUUUGAAGUGCGUAAAAACGAAGAGGACAACGAUAAAGCCGUUCGAUGUCGUCAUUGCCGGUGAUCUGGGCGGUGAAACGGUCAUUCAGGUUGAUUUGGUCACCUCGAAAUUCGGCAAUAAUCAACGCAGUCGAGUGGAGGAGUUGAAGCAGCAGGACUCGUGGGGAAGAAUUCUGACGCUGGACACCUACUGGCAUCGCAAGUUGAUGUCUGCACAGAACACCUUAUUUUGCCGGGAAUUGUUUGCCUUGAUGAGCGCAGAAGGUGUUAGUGGACUGGAUGACAUGAUUGAACCCAUAGUACUCUCCGAUGAAAUCCAUUACUCGAAUUUAUUUGGUUUCUCCCUGCGGUUGAAAUUGCUCCAUGUUGCCGAGGCCGAUACAAAAUUCCGGAGCAUCCCGGUGGUUCGGGAUAUGCAAAAGACUCCUUUAUUGACUGAAUCCAAAAUUCUUGAACAUUCGCUUGCUCAGAUGCUUCUCAACCGCAUGCGCGAUUUCGCUAAUCCUGAUCUACCGGUGCCUGCGUGUGGGCCGGUGGGACUGAAGAUAUUUAGGAGGAAAAUGGCGAUUCAGGCCAAAGAUCGCCGGGUAUGGAAACAAGGACUUGGCAGCCGCACAUUAACAGCAGAAUUGGUAUCUAGAUCAACGGCAUUGAUCCUCCACAGACGGUGUUUAAAAGCAGCAGAAUCCCUAAGUUGUCUGGAUAUUCAGCUUUCGGUGCAUGACUGCUGCUUUACAACAUCGUGGAGAAAUAUUACAAUCAAGAUCUCAUUAACGACGCCGGGUUUUGAUAUGUACAACAGAUCAAAUUGUUCCUUCAACGUAUCCAAUGGAAAAGUCACUUUUCUGACGAAAGAUUUUGUGACGCCCGCGAAUUGCGAGGUUGAACUGGAUUGCCGGUUAUUGUACAUGAAGGUUGUACGACAACACGCUGUAGUCCUUCAGUAUCUUUUGAAGAGCAAUCGUUUCGAAGUUGUCCACUAUGCUCCAGUGGCUCUUUACUACAAUGCAGACGAGAAUGUGAAAUCGGAAUCAUUUCGCGCCGGUCUUCGCUAUGCAAUCGCUUUGACUGAAAAUCAUCUGACAAUCGAUGGUUACUGAAUAUCGUCUGCAGUGUGACCUUUGUAUGCCGCGUAUACCUUGCUGAUUUGUCCGUUAAACAUGUCUGCACUACUGUGAUAAGAGACGGAACAUUUAUGGAAUCGGGACAAGAGUGUUCGGAGAUCAGUUUGAACAAAAUCGUGGGUGGUCCGACCAGGAUUAGGCGUGUCGCUUUGCUUCUGGGUGCCCUUGCUGGUUGGCCUAAAGACCAUAGUUUCCCUAAAUCAACGACGGCCCUGUCAAGCGGACAGUCAGAUAUCCCUCGACGGAAGGAUUCUGGCUGAACGAAAUGGAGUGCUGCAUAAACCGAACGUAAAUGCUUACCGCUGAAUGAAAGUCGUAUAAAUCUCUUUUAUAAUCUGGUGAUUGCUUUGUUUGUUCUCGCUUGUUUUAUUCCAGAUGUUUAUGAUAAUUUUGGAAUUGUAUGUCAAGCGUUGUACAAAACAGUGAAA